ACACGAACAGGAAGUAAACACCUGUCACCUGACUUUUCAAAAGUUACUUCUAACUUUAUGAUAGCCACCUAACAUCCUUUUCAGUUUGCUGUAUCAUAUUGGCGCAUGUUUCAUUCACCCAGUCGGCCACAAUUGACGUAAUCUGUCCGUUUCUCACAAUGGCCAGUUCGUUUCAAGAUGCAUCGGCGCUCGUAGCGGAGGCUCGCCGUCUUUAUGGGCAGAUGUUCGGGGAGGAGGCUCCUCAGGUGGCGGUGUGUGCUCCUGGAAGAGUCAACCUGAUAGGGGAACACACGGACUACAAUCAAGGAUUUGUGCUUCCUAUGGCACUUCCCUUGGUGACUGUGGUGGUAGGGAGUCGAACCUCUGGCCAGGAUGUUACUAUAGCAACAGCAACUGGGGAUGCUGACGAGCCUCACAGAGUGAACUUCAGCCUGUGUAGUGAUGGAUCAACGCUGGCUCCAGGGUUACCCAGCUGGGCAAACUAUGUGAAGGGGGUUAUACAACAUUAUAGAGCAUCUCCUGUCCCAGGAUUCAGGGCGGUGAUAGCCAGCAGUGUCCCCCUGGGAGGAGGUCUGUCCAGCUCCGCCUCGCUGGAGGUUGCCUUCUACACAUUCCUGCAACAACUCAAGCCAGAUGAUGGAGACAAGGUGUCCAAAGCUCUGGCCUGUCAGAAGGCAGAACACACUCAUGCUGGCGUACCGUGUGGCAUCAUGGACCAGUUUGUGUCUGUUCUCGGCAGAGAGAGCCACGCUCUGCUCAUUGACUGCAGGUCUCUGGAGGCCACCCCCAUCCCCCUGACGGAUCCCGGCCUGGUCAUCCUCAUCACCAACUCCAAUGUGAAACACUCUCUGACCGGCAGCGAGUACCCUGCGAGACGCAGACAGUGUGAGGAGGCCGCCUCCAUCCUGGGGAAGGACAGUCUCAGAGAUGCUACCAUGAAAAACCUGGAGGAUGCAAAAGACCGAUUGGAUGAUGUGACUUAUCGCAGAGCUCGUCAUGUGAUCGAGGAGAUAGAGAGAACCGUCCAGGCUGCUGAAGCUCUGAAGAGAGGAGCCUACGAAGAGUUCGGGAAGCUUAUGGUGGAGAGCCACGACUCCCUGAGAGACCUUUACGAGGUGAGCUGCAGGGAGCUGGAUGAGCUGGUGUCUGCAGCCAUGGAAGUGGAGGGCGUGUUUGGAAGCAGGAUGACAGGUGGAGGAUUCGGGGGGUGCACUGUGACGUUGUUGCAGGCCAACGCCAUCGACAGGAUGAUUCUCCACUUACAGGAGCGAUACCGAGGAACCCCGACGUUCUAUGUGACGACUCCUUCAGAGGGAGCUCGAGUUCUCAGUCUGUCCUGAUCUUUGUCUUCACAUCUCCGCUCUUAAACCACAACGGGUCCACUCCUUUUGAAAGGCUUUUGUAUCAAAAUUUGUUCUUCACUACUAAAAUCAAAUGAUGUUAUGCAGAUGGAAGCUGAUUGAAAAGCAUUUUUUUCAAUGUGAAAAAAAUGCCUCCACUGUGAAAUGUGCCUUUCUCUGCUUGUAAAAUGAUGAUGUACUUGCACUCGGGGAAUCGGGGAAUAGUGGAAAAAAAUGUAUGUAAUAUCCAUUUGACUUCCAUUAAAUAUAUCAUGUUGGGAAAA
Labrus bergylta (ballan wrasse) is the source of this 1624-nucleotide messenger RNA. It is a transcript of the gene galk1, whose product is annotated as galactokinase 1. NCBI's taxonomy places the organism in Eukaryota, Metazoa, Chordata, Actinopteri, Labriformes, Labridae. Gene Ontology annotation, molecular function: ATP binding; galactokinase activity. Gene Ontology annotation, biological process: galactose metabolic process; carbohydrate phosphorylation. The record is from RefSeq and is a predicted model, not a curated record. Gene Ontology annotation, cellular component: cytoplasm; cytosol.